CAUCUCAUGAUUAGACAACUGGACUGCACAUGACUAACUGAGGUCACAAGGCCUCACCAUCUGAGAGGGAUAUACAUACUCUACCGGAAGAGCUUCAAGACCACCUCACGGGGCCCCAGGGCAGCUGGCCUUCCACCAUGUUGCUCUUUGCUCUGGUCCUGGUAACCCUCAACCCCUGCAUGGCUUUUGAGCACCUGUCCUCACCACCCAUGGUGGACACUGUUCAAGGCAAAGUCCUGGGGAAGUAUGUCAGCUUAGAAGGAUUCGCACAGCCUGUGGCCGUCUUCCUGGGAGUCCCCUUUGCCAAGCCUCCUCUUGGAUCCCUGAGGUUUGCACCACCACAGCCCGCAGAGCCCUGGAGCUUCGUGAAGAAUGCCACCUCCUACCCUCCUAUGUGCUCCCAAAUUACAGGGGUGGGACCAGUGCUCUCUGAUGUCUUCACCAACCAACUAGAAGAUGUUCAUCUUGAGUAUUCUGAAGACUGCCUUUACUUAAAUAUUUACUCCCCUGCUGACUUGACCAGCAAAGGCAAACUGCCGGUGAUGGUGUGGAUCCACGGAGGCGGUUUACUGUCUGGUGGGGCAUCAACUUUUGAUGGACUGGCCCUAUCUACCCAUGAAAACGUGGUGGUGGUGGCCAUUCAGUACCGCCUGGGCAUCUGGGGAUUCCUCAGCACAGGAGAUGAACACAGCAGAGGGAACUGGGGUCACUUCGACCAAGUAGCUGCCCUACAGUGGGUCCAGGACAACAUUGCUAACUUCGGGGGGGACCCAGGCUCUGUGACCCUCUUUGGAGAGUCAGCAGGAGGAGAGAGUGUCUCUGUCCUUGUGCUGUCUCCCCUGACCAAGAACCUCUUCCACAGGGCCAUUUCUGAGAGUGGUGUGGCCCUCACUCCAUGUCUGUUCAGAGAGAAUACCAGGCGUGGGGCUGAGCAAGUCGCCAUUGCUACAGGGUGUGAGGUCACUACAUCAGUCAGUAUAGUUCAGUGUCUGCGUGAGAAGACGGAGGAGGAGCUCUUGGCCACGACACUGAAAAUGAAAUUCUUUGCUCUUGAUUUGCUUGGAGACCCCAGAGAGAGCUACCCCUUCCUGACCACUGUGAUUGAUGGGGUGCUUCUGCCAAAGGCACCGGAAGAGAUCCUGGCUGAGAAGAAUUUCAAUACCGUGCCCUACAUCGUGGGGAUCAACAAGCAAGAGUUUGGCUGGUUUAUUCCCACGAUGAUGGGCUAUCCACUCUCUGAAGGCAAACUGGACCAGAAGACAGCCACAUCUCUUCUAUGGAAGUCCUACCCACUUACUAACAUCUCUAAGGAACUGACUCCAGUGGCCAUUGAGAAAUAUCUGGGAGGAUCAGACUGCCCUGACAAAAAGAAAAGCCUCUUUUUAGACAUGAUGGGAGAUUUGUUAUUUGCUGUGCCAUCUGUGAUUGUGGCCCGCUAUCAUAGAGAUGCUGGAGCCCCCACCUACAUGUAUGAAUUUAAGUAUCGUCCAAGUUUCGUGUCUGACAUGAGACCCAAGAUGGUGAUAGCAGACCACGGUGAUGAAGUGUACUCUGUUUGGGGGAAACCAUUUCUGAAAGAGGGUGCCUCAGAAGAGGAGAUCAACCUCAGCAAGACGAUGAUGAAGCUUUGGGGCAAUUUUGCUCGAAAAGGGAACCCCAAUGGGGAGGGAUUGCCACACUGGCCAGAGUACGACCAGAAGGAAGGGUACUUGCAGAUUGGAGAGACCAUUCAGCAAGCCCGGAAGCUGAAAGACAAUGAAGUGGCUUUCUGGACUGAGCUCCAAGCUAUGAAGGUGGAGGAGCCAUCCAAAGGAGACACGGAGAGAUGAGGAGGAAGCGGUGGAGCCCUGGAAGCUUUUAGCAGCCAGGGCAAGGCUGCUCCACAGCAGGUGUUUGUAAUUCAGAGUUUCCUCAUCACUGAGGCUGGAGAACUGUGUGUCCAGGGUGGGUAGAAACCAUGGGAAAGAA
This is a messenger RNA of Chionomys nivalis (European snow vole), 1968 nucleotides long. Its product is annotated as liver carboxylesterase 1-like. Gene Ontology annotation, molecular function: carboxylic ester hydrolase activity. The coding region runs from base 138 to 1829 and encodes 563 amino acids. NCBI's taxonomy places the organism in Eukaryota, Metazoa, Chordata, Mammalia, Rodentia, Cricetidae. Gene Ontology annotation, biological process: lipid catabolic process. The record is from RefSeq and is a predicted model, not a curated record. The transcript has 14 exons. Gene Ontology annotation, cellular component: lipid droplet; endoplasmic reticulum.